AUGGAGUUCCCGGGCCACGGCGCGCGGCUGCUGGGCCGCCUGAGGCAGCAGCGCGAGCGGGGCUUCCUGUGCGACUGCACCGUGCUGGUGGGCGACGCGCGCUUCCCCGCGCACCGCGCCGUGCUGGCCGCCUGCAGCGUCUACUUCCACCUGUGCUACCGGGACCGGCCGGCGGGCGGCCGCGACACGGUGCGGCUCAACGGCGACAUCGUCACGGCGCCCGCCUUCGGCCGCCUGCUGGACUUCAUGUACGAGGGCCGCCUGGACCUGCGCGGCCUGCCCGCGGAGGACGUGCUGGCCGCCGCCAGCUACCUGCACAUGCACGACGUCGCCAAGGUGUGCCGGGCCCGGCUCCGGGACCAGGAACGCGCGCUGCUCCCGCCCGCGCCCUCCGCCGCGGCGCGUGCAGGAACCGCCGGCCGGCCGGGCCCCGACGAGCACGACGGCGCCCUGGACCUGUCGCUGAAGCUGGGCCCGAGGCCCGAGCGGCCGCCGGAGCCCGAGCCCGCGAGCUCUGCCCGCGCGGCGCCGCAGACGCCGCCCCGCAGCCAGAGGCGGCGGGUGAAAGAGGAGCCGGACCGGCGCCCGCCGUGGAGGCCGGAGGCCGGAGACCCGCGGAGCGCCCGCAGCGCCCCGCCGCCCCCCGGGACGCCCGUCUCCAGGCCCGCGGCCGGGAGCGAGGGCCGGCAGCGCGGCGCCGACGCGGCGCCCGGAGGGUCCCUGUGCCUGUGCCCGCUGUGCGGGAAACUCUUCCCCGACGCGCUCGUGCUGCAGCGGCACCUCAGCGCCCACUUCCGCGAGCGCGACGGCGCGGGCAUGGGCACGGGCGCGGGCGCGGGGCUCCCUCCCGACGGCGCGGCGCCCACCUGCGCGCGCUGCGGCAAGACCUUCUCCUGCGCCUACACGCUCAAGCGGCACGAGCGCACGCAUUCGGGCGAGAAGCCCUACACGUGCGCGCAGUGCGGGAAGAGCUUCCAGUACGCGCAUAACCUGAGCCGCCACGCCGUGGUGCACACGCGCGAGAAGCCGCACGCCUGCCGCUGGUGCCCACGCCGCUUCACGCAGUCUGGGGACCUUUACCGCCACGUGCGCAAGUUCCACUGCGGCCUCCUCAAGCCCCUGCUGCUGUGA
Molecule: messenger RNA, 1131 nt
Organism: Suncus etruscus (white-toothed pygmy shrew)
Lineage: Eukaryota; Metazoa; Chordata; Mammalia; Eulipotyphla; Soricidae
Gene: ZBTB42
Product: zinc finger and BTB domain containing 42
Exons: 1
Coding region: 1-1131 (376 amino acids)
Biological process (GO): regulation of transcription by RNA polymerase II
Cellular component (GO): nucleus
Molecular function (GO): DNA-binding transcription factor activity, RNA polymerase II-specific; RNA polymerase II cis-regulatory region sequence-specific DNA binding; protein binding
Source: RefSeq, a predicted model, not a curated record